Molecule: messenger RNA, 675 nt
Organism: Prorocentrum cordatum
Lineage: Eukaryota; Dinophyceae; Prorocentrales; Prorocentraceae
Source: the annotation of a GenBank genome assembly
AUGGCCGCAUGUGACGCCACGGCAGGCGAGGUGGCGACACCGCCGCCGGCGAGGCUCGUGCGCUCGCCGCGGCGGCCGAGCACCUCGGAAGGGCCGAGGCGCGAGCCGCAGCACAAGCGGCGGCAGCCCGAGCCUCCGCUCGAGGGCUUGGCUCUGGACGAGGGCCUGGCGUUGUCCCCGUUGAAAACGGCGCGAACGCCGCUGCCAUGCCCUCUUGCCGUGAGCCGCCGGCACCUGGCGCAGGUGGAGCUGCUGCUGGCGGAGACGCAUGCUCGGGCGAGGCUGCGCUCGUCCAGUCCCUCGAAAGCACGGCUGCUGGAGGUGAAGACCGCGCUGCUUCAGGCCCGGCUGUUGGAGGCGAAGAUCGGAUGCACGAAGAGGGAGCUGCACAAGCUGCGAAUCAGCCCGGCGACCAGCCUGGCGGCCAGCCCGGCGCCUUGCCUGGCUGCAGGCCGGGCCUCCAGUCCGGCCCCCAGCCCGACGAGCAGCCCGACGUCCACCCCGGCGUCCUGCCAGCUCGUGUCGCUGGUGCAGUACGCGGACGACGUGAUCUGCACCUUCGCGAUCCCGGCGCCGACGCCGGACCCAAGCGACGCCGAGAGUCACCAGCCGCCGUCAGUGGUCCCGGGGGAGGUGGAGGGGGUGGAUUGGGACCCGGACCCCAGCGAGGCUUAA